GCAAGGCAGCAGUUUUCCACCGUCGUCGUCGCCGUACGGAAGACCCAAAAGUGUGCGAUCGGUGCGCCCCGGAGUUUUCUGCGUUCCGUUUAUUGCUUUUGCUGAAUGAAAAGAAAAAAUCUAACGUUCUCCUGGCACCUUGAGUUGUGCGUCUUAUCUGAGAGGAGGUAACGGAAAUAUCACGGUUGUAAGAAAAACACACAGUUUUAUCAUACACGCGGCGCUCUUCGGCAAAACCGUCUGACGGGGCUGCGACGGGGGAGAGGCAGGCAGUGGUUCGUGAUUUUCACGCCAAAUCACGGUGUGAUGUGAGGACAGGGCGCUGUUCAAAAAAAAAAAGGAAAACAACAAAAAGCGACAGUGGUCGUUACCGCCGAGAAAAAACGCAUCGUGACAAAACAUAGAAAUCGUUCGUGUACGGUGGUGACGGUCGUGAGAUAUUGGACGUGAACAAGUGAUUGCUAUUACGCUUGUUUUUUGCUGCAAAACUGCUCGCCAAAAACGGGCAGUAGUGCGUGGUGUUGUGUGUACGGGUUUUCCUUAAGUUAAUACCGCACGGAUUUCCAAACGCAGGCUCAGGCUACGACCGUAACGGCGUGAGAUUGUUCGCCGCCCGUACGCGCCAUCAGCAUGAGCUAUCAGAUGCCGCAAAAUAGAACAAUGUCGCACAAUCCGUAUCAACCGUCGGACAUGCCGAUGCCGUCGGCCAAGGAGCAAACCCUGAUGUGGCAGCAAAACUCCUACCUCGGUGACUCGGGCAUCCACUCGGGUGCGGUGACGCAGGUGCCGUCGCUGAGCGGCAAGGACGACGACAUGGAGGACGACCCGCUGAUGUUCGACAUGGACCAGGGCUUCUCGCAGAACUUCACCCAGGACCAGGUGGACGACAUGAAUCAGCAGCUGAGCCAGACGCGCUCGCAGCGCGUCCGGGCCGCCAUGUUCCCGGAGACGCUGGAGGAGGGGAUCGAGAUCCCGUCGACGCAGUUCGACCCGCAGCAGCCGACCGCGGUCCAGCGGCUGGCCGAGCCGUCCCAGAUGCUCAAGCACGCGGUGGUCAACCUGAUUAACUACCAGGACGACGCGGACCUGGCGACGCGCGCCAUCCCCGAGCUGAUCAAGCUGCUGAACGACGAGGACCAGGUGGUGGUGUCGCAGGCCGCCAUGAUGGUGCACCAGCUGUCGAAGAAGGAGGCGUCCCGGCACGCGAUCAUGAACAGCCCGCAGAUGGUGGCCGCGCUCGUGCGCGCCCUCUCCAACUCGAACGACCUCGAGACGACCAAGGGGGCGGUCGGCACGCUGCACAACUUGUCGCACCACCGGCAGGGUCUGCUGGCGAUCUUCAAGUCGGGCGGCAUCCCGGCGCUGGUGAAGCUGCUGUCGUCGCCGGUCGAGUCGGUGCUGUUCUACGCGAUCACCACGCUGCACAACCUGCUGCUGCACCAGGACGGCAGCAAGAUGGCGGUCCGGCUGGCGGGCGGGCUGCAGAAGAUGGUCGCGCUGCUGCAGCGCAACAACGUCAAGUUUCUCGCUAUCGUCACCGACUGCCUGCAGAUCCUGGCGUACGGCAACCAGGAGAGCAAGCUGAUCAUCCUGGCGUCGACCGGGCCGAGCGAGCUGGUGCGCAUCAUGCGCUCCUACGACUACGAGAAGCUGCUGUGGACGACGUCGCGCGUGCUGAAGGUGCUGUCCGUCUGCUCCAGCAACAAGCCGGCCAUCGUCGAGGCGGGCGGCAUGCAGGCGCUCGCGAUGCACCUCGGCAAUCCGUCGCAGCGCCUGGUGCAGAACUGCCUCUGGACGCUGCGCAACCUCUCCGACGCGGCCACCAAGGUCGACGGGCUGGAGACGCUGCUGUCCGGGCUGGUUACCGUGCUCGGCUCGUCCGACGUCAACGUCGUGACGUGCGCCGCCGGCAUCCUCUCCAACCUGACGUGCAACAACCAGCGCAACAAGGUGACCGUCUGCCAGGUCGGUGGCGUCGAGGCGCUCGUCGGCACGAUCAUCAACGCCGGCGACCGGGAGGAGAUCACCGAGCCGGCCGUGUGCGCCCUGCGCCACCUGACCUCGCGCCACCCGGAGUCCGAGGCGGCCCAGAACGUCGUCCGCAACGGCUACGGCCUGCCGGUGAUCGUGAAGCUGCUCAAUCCGCCGUCGCGCUGGCCGCUCAUCAAGGCCGUCAUCGGCCUGAUCCGCAAUCUGGCCCUGUGCCCGGCCAACGCGGCCCCACUGCGCGAGCACGGCGCCAUCCAUCUGCUCGUGCGGCUGCUGUUCAAGGCAUUCCAGGACACGCAACGGCAACGCGCAUCAGUUGCCACGAACGGCUCGCAGCCGCCGGGUGCGUACGCCGACGGAGUACGCAUGGAGGAGAUCGUCGAGGGUACGGUCGGUGCGCUGCACAUUCUCGCCAAGGAAGAGUACAACCGGCAAGUGAUCCGCUCGCAGAACGUCAUCCCGAUCUUUGUGCAGCUGCUGUUCUACAACGACAUCGAAAACAUUCAGCGUGUCGCCGCCGGUGUGCUGUGCGAGCUGGCCGUCGACAAGGAGGUGGCGGAGAUGAUUGAGGCCGAGGGUGCCACCGCACCGCUGACCGAGCUGCUCAACUCGGCCAACGAGGGCGUCGCCACGUACGCCGCCGCCGUCCUCUUCAAGAUGAGCGAGGACAAAUCGAUGGACUACAAGAAGCGCUUCUCCAGCGAACUGACCACCCUGCCCGUGUUCCGGGACGACAGCAUGUGGAACAAUGGCGAGCUCGGCAUCGGUCCGGACCUGCAGGACAUUCUGUCCCCCGAGCAAGCCUACGAGGGUCUCUACGGACAGGGGCCCGCGAGCGUGCACAGCUCGCACGGAGGUCGUGCAUUCCAGCAAGGGUACGACACUCUUCCGAUAGAUUCAAUGCAGGGGCUUGAGAUCGGCGGUGGUGGUGGCAGCAGCGUCGGCAACGGUGGUCCGGCCGGCAACGGGCUCGGCAACCAGCAGCAGCAGCAGCAGCAACAGCAGCAGCAGCAGCAGCAGCAGCAACAGCAACAGCAGCAGCAACACCAGCAGCAGCAGUCGGUCGGUAGCGGCGCGGGUGGUUCGGUGGUGAUGGGCGGUGGAGCCAGCGGUAUGUCCUCGUCCGGCCAGCCCACCUCCCCGUACGGCAUGGACAUGGACGUCGGCGAGAUGGACGCGAGCGAGCUGACGUUCGACCAUCUGGACGUGAUGCCGUCGCCGCCGCAGGACAACAACCAGGUCGCCGCCUGGUACGACACCGAUCUCUAAGCGGGGACACGGUGGUAGGCCACGGCAACCAGCGGGCAACGAAAGAGCGGCCCAUUGGCCGUCCUACUAUCUGCUUUCUGAAGCGGGGCAGCGAAUUGAUUCAUUAACUAUCUCUAGCUUGUAAGCCAUUUUUUUAAUCCGCUCGUUGAAACAUUGUUCGCCCAGCGUGAACACGCACCGCAGCCGUUGCUCUCGUUUCACGAAUUAUCGAAUGCAAAAUUUUAACAAGCAUCACACGCCACCAGCACAGCAAGCAUACGCUACGAAAAUGCUUAGUGUGUGGGGCAAUUACGAUUUCUUUACAUUUACAUUUUACAUUGCCUUGUGUCGCAACCAAUCGCAACUAUCGCCUUCGGGUCUUUGUAGGAGUAAACACAGCGAAGGCACCCGCGAAGGAAAUCAGCCGCAUGUUGCUGAAAUCGUCCAACUUCACAUAAUGCAGUAGAGUGCGUCAGCGGUUUGCGAAAUUCAGAUUCAACAUCAAGAUACGAUUGUACACAACCCGUCAUCGAACGGAUAUGCUAUUUUAUCUCUUUUUCCCUUUGAUUAUUGCGAUUCUUACUACGCGUAGAAACCCGUGUACACCGUUUCACGUGUAUCGAUACAUUUUUCCUUCCUGUUUCUCUCCCUAUCUUGUACUAUCACGUCCUGAUAAACCACGAAUAAUGGCAAAUGUGUAUCACGAGGAAACAUACUUACGAGAAAUAUUAAGUAAAACGAGUAUCGUAUGGCUGCCGCCACGUACCGUCUCUAGUAAUAAUAGAUUGAUCCAUACAUUAGCAAUGAUUAUGCAUGGAAACGUCGUCACACAAUGGGCGAGUUUAUAUAUUUUCUUUUUAUAUGCUUGUUUCGACCAUUUCAUAUUGUUUAUCAUGCCCCUCCGUCCCCCCGGGGAGGAAUAGUAAACAAAAAAAAAAAACUAUUAUUUUCUUUCCCAACUGCAACACUUUAGCUCGCGAGGAGCACUAGAGUAGGGCCAUGAAUGCAUGAAACUACUAACAAUGUACUGGAAAAAUAGCCAGCGAAGCAGCAGGAGAGGGCGUAUGUGUGAAACAAUGCGGCAGAAAGAGAGAAAGAGAGCGAUCGAUAGAGCAACAUUAUAACUCUAGUAUAAAAAGAUGAAAAAAGCUAACCUCUCCGGGGAUCAGGAGGAUAAGAGAAUCAACUUUUAUAAUACGAUGAUUAUAAAUAUUAAGUGCUUCCAAACAACA
This is a messenger RNA of Anopheles coustani, 4469 nucleotides long. It is a transcript of the gene arm, whose product is annotated as armadillo segment polarity protein. Gene Ontology annotation, molecular function: alpha-catenin binding; protein phosphatase binding; transcription coactivator activity. Gene Ontology annotation, cellular component: catenin complex; adherens junction. The record is from RefSeq and is a predicted model, not a curated record. NCBI's taxonomy places the organism in Eukaryota, Metazoa, Arthropoda, Insecta, Diptera, Culicidae. Gene Ontology annotation, biological process: positive regulation of transcription by RNA polymerase II; cell adhesion. The coding region runs from base 631 to 3258 and encodes 875 amino acids. The transcript has 7 exons.